Molecule: messenger RNA, 351 nt
Organism: Colletotrichum spaethianum
Lineage: Eukaryota; Fungi; Ascomycota; Sordariomycetes; Glomerellales; Glomerellaceae
Product: alkaline phosphatase D
Exons: 3
Coding region: 1-351 (116 amino acids)
Source: RefSeq, a predicted model, not a curated record
AUGACUAUGUUCUUCACCUCGGAGACUAUAUCUACGAGACAGGGAAAGAAGGUGAACGUGGAACAGCUCCCUCAGGCACUAUUUUCACCCUUCAAGACUACCGAACACGGCAUGGACAGGUGCGUCAUUUCCACGCACCGAGCCGAUCCUGACCUCCAGCUCCUCGCAAACGAUUUUGCUUGGAUUGCCACCUGGGAUGACCACGAGUUCGCCAACAAUGGCUACAGAGAUGGUUUCAGUGGCCUUAACAACACAGAGGAGUCGUUUCUCAACGAUGGGCCGCAAGUCAGCGUCGAUUCUCGCAAGGCUAAUGCCGUAAGAGCCUAUUUUGAGUGGAUGCCCAUCCGGUGA